Molecule: messenger RNA, 3119 nt
Organism: Ectocarpus sp. CCAP 1310/34
Lineage: Eukaryota; Phaeophyceae; Ectocarpales; Ectocarpaceae
Source: the annotation of a GenBank genome assembly
AUGUCCUCAACGGUGUUGAGAGCGGUGUUUACCGAAUCCUGGCGGUACGCGGGAUGGACGACCGCCCAAGAGUCCGCCGCCGGCGGCGUUGUCGGUGGGGACGGAAACCUCGUCUUGUGUGGCAAGAGCAAUGGGCUCGCGUUCAACCUCGACGAUGACACCGCCACGUCGACGUCCAGCGCUGACUUCUCGGCUGUCAAGCUGGACGGGGAUUCGGGCGAGACGCUGUGGACGUGGGUGGACUCGUCCUUGCAGGGAGCGGAUUGGAUGACAUCGGCGGGCGCUGAUAGCGCGAGCAAUGUGAUCCUAGGAGGUUUCACCAAUGGCGAAUGGGGUACUUCCAAUCUGGACGGUCUUCGAGACAUCGCCGCCGUAAAGCUCGACGGCGAAGCGGGUACAGAGGUGUGGCGGUACCAAGCCGCGGCGUCGACGUCCUCGUUCGGAGGGUACGGUGUUAGCUACGUGCUCGGGGUCGCUGUAGACAGCACUGACCACCCGGUGUUGGUCGGGACGACGUACAACAACUUGGUGGACGGCGUGGGCGUCCCGGGAGACUGGGACUUCUUCGCGAUCAAGCUCGACGGGAUGACGGGGGGCGAGCUGUGGAGAGUGCAGGGAGGGGUCGCGUUCACUCGGGAGGGUCUUCUGGGCGCGAAGGUGGAUUCGUCAGGGGAUCUGGUGGCGGCUGGCUACGCCGCAAACGAAGACGCGAGCGAGCUCAACUUUCUCGUCGUAAAGCUGAGCGGGUCUGAUGGCUCCGUGCUGUGGGAGUACGCGCCGUCUGCGGCUAGCGGUGGCGUUUUUCACUCCGUGGACCUGGACGACAGGAACCACGUGUACGUCGCUGGAGGCGAGGGCGCCCCGAACUUCCAGGGAAAGGUCGGGACAACGGCCGUGGUUCUCAAGCUUGACGGGGAGUCCGGCGUGGAGAGGUGGUCCUACCGGGGGACAGGCGGGGACGGGAUAAUGCUUAACAGCGUCGCGGCGGACCCGAUCACCGGCUGGGUCGUUGGCGCCGGAGGAGCUCAGGGCAACUGGGUCGAAGGAGCAAGCGUGGGCGGCUUCGAUUACGCCGCCGUCGUCCUCGACGGGGACUCUGGAGCCGAGCUCACCAGAUGGCAAGACGGGACCUUGGGCGACGACGUCUUGGAGUUCGUUGAGUUCGACAUCAGCGGGGAGUUUUUCCUGGGGGGCUUCUCGACGGCGGCCUGGGUGGGCGGGACCGGGGACGACGAGGACGUCGUGGCCAUGAAAUUCGAGCGCCUGGCAUCCACCGUGGCUCGCACGGACGCUCCGUCGUCGGCGCCGACCCCCAGCCCCACCGCCGGGCCCACCUAUUCCCCCUCGCCCCCGCCCACGCUUCCGCCGUCACUUCCACCCACGAUACCACCGUCACCUCUGCCCACCGCACCACUUGUGCCUUCGCUAUCGCCUACGCGUGGGUCGACUGCGGCACCCGCGACCGCUGUUCCCCCGUUCGCAGAAACACCAUCUCCUUCGGCGGCGGCGCGAGAUGCCACGCUGCUCACCGCGGCCCCCGCCGUUGCAUCUGCGGAGGCAGUUGACGGGUCCGGGUCGUCGGAGGCGCUCGAAAAUUGGGCCGUCGGGACGAUCGUUGCUGGGGGUGGGCUGUUUCUCGCGCUGCUGGCGCUAUCCCUACAGGUUCUGCCCGUACCGAGUACCAAGCCACAGCGCAUGGUUUUCGUCGACGUGUACCCCGAAGAGGACGAAGACGCGAAAUUUACCUCGCGGGAUGAGGAGGGGGCUGAGUUAGGGGGGACCAAGUUGGUGGGAUCUAAUUUAGUGAGUGUCAAGAAGGUGGGAGACAAUCUGUCAUGAUAAGGGAUGGCGUUGUUGCAGUGCCCCACAUGGUACCGUAGCGACAGACGUGAUAUCAUAGCAAGCAGUGAGGGGUGUGUGUUUGCCCUCACCCCCUGCUCAUAUUGGUAGUGGAAAGAGACGAUCUGGCCACGGGUUGUGGGAGACGAGACAGAAUUGCUGUAGGAGUUUUUUUCAAAAGGAUGUAAACUGUGUAGAAGGUGCCACUGCGUAGAGAAUUUCCAAAUGUUCGGGAAGUUUGUCUAAUUUUGUGAAUAAGUAAACCAUAUACCACCGCAGCUCCCAACGGUGGUUCGUAAGUGUGGCUUUAUGGUUAAAAAGUGUGGCAAGUAACGCAAAACCUGGUUGUUUGCUACCCCCCCCCAUGCCGAUUACAUGAUUCUUGGCUUCCUUCAACGUUUCAGCUGCCCUUGGGCUUCGCAUGUUCCGUAUACCGUAUAUGACACAAGAUAACACACCCCCUGGACCGAUUUUCAAAGCUCGAUUACUCCACGACGAAGAGGAUGCAUAAACAAAACGAUACAUUUUCGAAAAAUUCUCGACGAGACGGUUUCAACGCCGCCGUUUUCGGCGCUGUGCCUGUUCCUGCAGUUAAGAAAUCGAUCUUCGAAAAUUGGUCAAGGGGGUGUGUUAUCUUGUUUCAUAAACGGUAGUCGUUCCUGCCCGUAGCACAGAGCAAGAUAUUUUGUACCGGCUGUUUCCGUCCUUGUUCGACAUGCGAUUCGUGGCGGCGUGUAAUUUGGUUCCAAACUAUAGCUGUGUCGAUCCGAAAACAAUCGACCUGGCUGGAAACCUGAUCGCUGACGUGUAUAGUUCUUUUGCAUGUUUUUACUUCGGUAGAUUCGUUUGUUGAGUGAGACGUUUGUCCAGGCGGGAUGUGAAAAGGUUUGGUUUCUAGUCGGAAGGUGUGCGUGCCCAACCGUCGGUAUAUAAUUCCGGCAGAGAGGGAAGUAUAGUGGGGAUAGGGUAUUCCCCGGACCUGGCAACACGUGGCAAGGAGAUGUUUGGCACCACGCUACUCCAUUGGCACCGAGGCACCUCAUGAACACUUUCAUUUAGAAACUCUUAGCUGUCCCCCCGUUCUCUAUGGUAUCAAGUCGCUACCAGUGACUGUAUAUUUUGGUACCAUGUGCUUUGUUUAUCGCGCCACUGUGACAGGGUCAUUGCAGUACUGUUCGUAGCGGUUUGCCCUCGAGGCCGAGGAAUGUAGAUGGAGCAAAUUUGCAGGAAGGAUCCUAGAUUUGUGCAAUAUUAUAGCUACUUUAGUGUCCAGCUUUGCG